Messenger RNA from Rasamsonia emersonii CBS 393.64, 456 nucleotides. RefSeq lists its product as uncharacterized. The transcript has a single exon. The annotation marks the transcript as partial. Lineage: Eukaryota; Fungi; Ascomycota; Eurotiomycetes; Eurotiales; Trichocomaceae. The record is from RefSeq and is a predicted model, not a curated record.
CCACCAUCGUUAAGUAUCGACGACUACGGUUGGACCCAACGCGUAACACCUAGCCCAUUAAAGCUGACUAAGCAACUAUGGUCAUCUAUUAUUCAGCUAAAACUAGGUCAUGGGUAUUUUAGGUCAUACCUAGUCAGGCUACCUGCAUAUAAUAGUGGAACAUGCAAUCUAUGCCAAACCAAUCAGGAGCAGACCCCAUAUCAUCUACUAUUCCACUGCCCAGCCUAUAGAGACAUCAGAUAUAGAGCAUUCUCUAGGGUAGAUAGAAAAGAUUAUAAUCUUUUCUAUCUCUUUUCUAAGGACGGCCAAGAAAGUUUAGUUGAAUUCCUAAAGGAGACAAAAAUAGCCACUAGGAAGUGGCACAUAGGAACUAAUGAUUACGCAAGAACCCUACUACCUAGUCUAACCCAUAGAACCAGGCUUACUAGGCAUAGAUUAUCUAAUCAUGCUUAUUAA